UGAAAGAGUUGUACGUGAAACUCUAGUGUCUUUCUAGCAAAAGUGAGAGUGAUUCUCUUGUGUUGUCUCUAGCAAAGCUAUUCGACUCAGACUCGACUCGACUUGAACACUCGGUGACGAAAUUCUCAACCGUUCCAAAAAUGUCGUUGGAGGAGAGGAAGAUUCGAGAAGAGCUAGAGAGAGAAGUGGAAAAUGAUUUGGAGAGAGAAAUUAAAGAGGGGAUACAUGACUUAGCCAUGAAAUUGCACAAUUUGCACCUACACCGAAGUCAUAAACAAUCAUCCAAUCAACAAAACAAAAAAUUAACAAAGAAAACAAGAAAAGGAUUAGUGACUGAGGUGAACAUUAAAAUAAAAAUGGAGGGAGGAAUCACAAUUGAGAUUAAAGAAAGCAAGAAAGAAGAUUGUGGGAUUAAUCCUAAUUAUUGCACUAAUCCUAAACAAAUACCUCGUAGAGUCAAGUUCGAUUGGACACAAAGUCUUCGAUCAGGUUCCCAAAAAUAUAGCCAUGAAUCGAAAAUUGAGGGUAAGACUGCAAUGUUGGAGCUUGGUUGGAAAUAUUAAUUUGAGUUGAGUUAGUUAAUUUAAGUAAAUUUAUGAUUGUGUUUAUAUAUGUGUGUGAUAGUUAAAUUAUUGUUGUGAGAGGUGUGUAAUAUAUUAGGACUUGGUUUAUUGGUUUUGUGAAAUGGAGAUGGUUCGUUUGUCCCUUAUAAAAGUCUCAAUCGGUUUCGGUA
Molecule: messenger RNA, 733 nt
Organism: Salvia hispanica
Lineage: Eukaryota; Viridiplantae; Streptophyta; Magnoliopsida; Lamiales; Lamiaceae
Source: RefSeq, a predicted model, not a curated record